Molecule: messenger RNA, 1404 nt
Organism: Didymella exigua CBS 183.55
Lineage: Eukaryota; Fungi; Ascomycota; Dothideomycetes; Pleosporales; Didymellaceae
Product: Dyp-type peroxidase
Exons: 4
Coding region: 1-1404 (467 amino acids)
Cellular component (GO): cytosol
Molecular function (GO): peroxidase activity; heme binding
Source: RefSeq, a predicted model, not a curated record
AUGAGCUCUCUCAAGAUCGAAGACCUUAGCGGGAUCCAAGGAGACAUUCUUCUCAAUGGCUUCCCCAAGAAGGCCGAGGUGUUCUGCUUUUUCACCAUCAGAGCUGCGCAGGCAUUCUGUCAGAACAUACAAGCUGUAGCAAACUCAAAGAUUGCGACAGGGAAGGACAUCAAGGAUCUUCGUGAGCAGAUUAGCAAACUGCCCAAAGGUCAGAUCAUUGAUGUGGCGAAGACCAAUAUCGCCUUUACGUCCAGAGGCUUGACCAAGUUGAGCAAUGCUCAGUCCUCGCUGCAGAAAGGUCUUAACGGUCUGCAGAGCUCCGCGCCAUCUUUUGUUGGCGGUAUGCAGAACGAGAGUGAACGACAACAGCUGGGUGAUCCAGUAUUCAAUGGCUGGAACCUCAACCAAAAUGGUGGUGGCCCAAUCGACGGUGUCCUGCUCGUGGCCGGAAUCAACAUGAAGACAGUGGAGGCCGAAUUGCAGAAUGUGCUGAAGCAGCUAAAUGUCGGUGGCGAAGUUGUUGUUGAGUUGUUCAGGGAAGCUGGUGUUGAGAGAGCGAGUCAACCGGGUCAUGAGCACUUCGGUUUCAACGACGGCAUCUCCCACCCACAGGUCUUCGGCAUCAAUGACAGCCCUAGCUUGAACUUCCAAAUCGACGAUGUCGUUCAGUCAACGGACAACAGCAAUUUUGUCGACCCAGGUGUGAUAGUAGUCGGUAGACAUGGCGACGAGAAUAGCCCUAAGCCUCAGUGGAUGAACGACGGUAGCUUCCUGGUUUUCCGCAAACUGGAGCAGCACGUUGGCAAGUGGAACGACUUCGUUAUAAACCAGUGGAAAAAUGCAGGCUCAAAAGGUCCGGCUCAGUUCAGCGCCCAGCUUGUUGGUCGAUGGCAGAGUGGUUGUCCGAUUUUCCUAGAGGACCAGUUUGAUGACAGCAAGUUAGCUCUGAAGAACGACUUCGUAUACGGAGGUUUCACUGCGCAGGGCAAAUGCCCUCUGGCAGCGCACGUUCGCAAGGCCCACAUCCGUACUGGCUUCAAUACUUCUCGCAUUAUGCGCCGCGGCAUUCCAUAUGGAGAGGACUUCCUGCCUGGCAAACCAGAUGUUGGCCGAGGCCUACUGUUUGCUUGCUACCAGUCAACCAUCGAGGACGGAUACAGAUUUAUUCAGACUGCCUGGGCCAAUCAGCGAAGCUUCCCUUCGCAAGAUGCUGGUCUAGAUGUCACCAUCGGUCAGGGCAAGGCAACAGAUCCCCCGAGUCCGUUCCAGAUCGGCACCAAGUCUGUCAAUAUCAACCCCAUCAACGACUUCGUCACAGCCAAGGGAGGCGAGUACUUCUUUGCGCCUUCUAUGGCAGUCUUGAAGGCUGGGUUCAAUAUUGGUAAUUUCGGAGCCAGAUUGUGA